AACCAUUUGAAUUCAUUUGAUUCCACAUUAAUUUAUCAAAUCUUACAUAAAAAAAAAACGACGUAAGAGAUGAAGAAUCAUCACUUUAUUCUUACAUACUUUAUUCUCAUCAUUCUUCAUCUCCUUCUCCCAGUAUUUUGCGCUCAGCCUCAGGUUUAUAUUGUCUACAUUGGAGAGCACCUCGGGGAAAAGACUUAUCACGAAAUUGAAGAUGCUCAUCACUCCUAUCUACUAUCUAUAAAGAGUUCCAAACAGGAAGCUAAAGCUUCUCUGGUUUAUAGUUACAAGAAGGUCAUCAAUGGCUUCUCUGCAUGGCUCACCCCAGAUCAAGCUGCCAAGUUAGCUGAGAGGGAGGAAGUGAUUUCGGUUUUCAAAAGCGAGCCCAAAAGAUACAGUCUUCAAACAACAAGAUCAUGGGAUUUUGUGAACUUGCUUGAACAACAAGGACAACAUGAUUUCACCAACACAAACAAUCAACAACUAUUGGACAAAGCCAACUAUGGAGAAGAUGUCAUUGUUGGAGUCUUGGAUAGUGGGGUAUGGCCAGAGUCACGGAGUUUUAGUGAUGAAGGGAUGGAACCAAUUCCCAAUUCAUGGAAAGGAAUCUGCCAAAAUGGGGUUGCUUUCCAACCAUCUCAUUGUAAUAGGAAAUUAAUUGGAGCUCGAUACUACCUAAAGGGAUAUGAGGCAUUCUAUGGACGACUCAAUGACACAGAGGAUUAUCGGUCACCCCGUGACAAAGAUGGCCAUGGAACUCACACAGCCUCUACUAUCGGAGGCCGAACAGUUGCUAAUGUUUCAGUCCUCGGUGGUUUGGCCAGUGGCACAGCCACUGGCGGUGCCCCACUAGUGCGUCUAGCCAUCUACAAAGUAUGUUGGGCAAUUCCGAACCAUCCUAAACCAGAGGGAAACACAUGCUUCGAUGAAGACAUGCUGGCCGCAUUUGAUGAUGCCAUUGCUGAUGGGGUUCAUGUGCUAAGCAUUUCCAUCGCAUCAAAUAGUGUUAGACCCUAUGAACAAGAUGCGAUUGCAAUCGGUGCAUUACAUGCGGUGAAGGCAAACAUUGUAGUGGCAUGCAGUGCUGGUAAUGAAGGCCCUAGUCUGUCAACUGUGAAAAAUGUGGCACCCUGGAUCAUCACUGUUGGUGCAAGUAGCAUAGACCGAGUGUUCAAUUCACCAGUUCUGCUAGGAAAUGGCAUGAAAAUUGAGGGACAAACAGUGACACCCUUCAAGCUGAACAAAAUGUAUCAAUUAGUUUAUGCUGGGGAUGUUGAAGUCCCUGGAACAACCACUAAUAGUACGACUGGACAAUGCCUUGAUGGUACUCUCUCACCGGAGCUUGUGAAAGGAAAAAUUGUUUUGUGCCUAAGUGGGUAUUCAUAUAAUGUUAAGAAAGGUUUAGAGGUCAAAAGAGUCCAAGGAAUUGGAUUCAUUCUACAGAACCCAGAGAAUGGCAUUGGAAUAUUAGUUGAUGCUCAUGUACUUCCAGGAACAACAGUAUUUUCCAAUGAUUCAACCACAAUUCUCAACUACAUACGAACUUCCAAGAAUCCAAUGGCAACAUUGGUCCCACCGGAAACUGUUUUGAAUAGUAAACCAGCGCCUUUCAUGGCAUCCUUCUCUUCAAUGGGUCCAAAUGGCCUUGAACCCAAUAUUCUCAAGCCAGACAUUACUGCUCCAGGACUGAAUAUCUUAGCAGCAUGGAGUGAGGCAUCCUCCCCCACAAAGUUGCCUGAUGAUCAUCGAGUUGUCAAAUAUAACAUCGAGUCCGGAACUUCCAUGUCGUGCCCUCAUGUGGCUGCUAUAGCUGCACUCAUCAAAGCCAUACACCCUGAUUGGAGCAGUGCUAUGAUACGAUCUGCCCUCAUAACAACUGCCGGGCUAAAUAAUAACAUGGGUCAACCAAUUACAGAUGCUAAUGGAAGUCCUGCAACCCCUUUCCAUUAUGGUGCUGGCCACUUCCAACCUUUAAAAGCAGAAGACCCUGGUCUCGUUUAUGAUACCACUUACACUGACUGUUUUCUCUUCCUUCCCAACAAUAGUACCAAUAAAUUUGUUCCAUCACCAAGUAACCUUAACUACCCAUCUCUUGCUAUUGCAAAACUUGAAGGCAUCAUGACAGUGAAUAGGACUGUUACAAAUGUUGGUAGCAACAGAAGUUCGUACAAUUCAACAAUCAUACCCCCUGUUGGAUAUUCUGUUGAGAUCUCUCCAACAACGUUGGACUUUAGUUAUUUUGGGGAGAAGAAGAGCUUCAGCAUAACAGUGAAAUCAGAAAUUGGGAGCAGGAGGGAUGAGUAUUCAUUUGGUUGGUACAUGUGGGGUGAUGGGAUUCACAUGGUAAGAAGUCCCAUUGCAGUGUCUUCUGCAUAGCCAAGAUUUCAAGAACAUGAAAUAUAAAUGAAACCCUUCACAAUUUUUUCUUUUUAGGGUCUGUUUUGUUUUGUUUUUUGUUUUUUGUUUUUUUUUUUUGGCUUUUUGUGCUAAGCUUUAGAGUGAAUGUGGUUCCUCACAGCACUUCUGUCUCCACAUACAACAGUGUAAGUUGUUGAAUAUUAAUGUACAUAAAACAAAAUGUCUAAAGUAUCUUUUUGGUUCAA
Camellia sinensis is the source of this 2600-nucleotide messenger RNA. The record is from RefSeq and is a predicted model, not a curated record. Lineage: Eukaryota; Viridiplantae; Streptophyta; Magnoliopsida; Ericales; Theaceae.